AUGAACAAUAUUAUAGGAAAUACGAGUAGAACUACAGAUAUGAAUACUACCGAAAUUAAUAGUGGCAAUGACGGUUAUCAAUCUCAAGAUGAAGAAGUGUUUGAUGGUAACGAUAUUGAAAACAAUGAAACAAAAGUUUAUGAAGAAUCAUUAGAUUUAAACUUGACAAAUAACAAUAGACAAGUUUGGCUAGUUAGGCUACCCAUGUUUUUAGCCAAAGUUUGGAGAGAUAGAAAUAACUUACAUGGUCAAGAAUUGGGUAAAAUUAAAAUUAAUAAAGAUGGUAGUAAAAUUAAAUUAAUGUUAAAUGAAAAUGAUAAUGAUUCAAUUCCACAUGAAUAUGAUUUAGAAUUAACGAAGAAAGUUGUCGAAAAUGAGUUCGUAUUUACUGAACAGAAUCUAAAAAAAUAUCAGCAGAGAGAAAAAGAAUUAGCCGCUGAUCCUGAAAAACAAAGACAAGCUUAUCUUAAGAAACAGGAGCGUGAAGAAGAACUAAAAAAAAAACAACAACAACAGAAAAGACGUAACAAUAGGAGGAAGUUUAAUCACCGUGUGAUGACUGAUCGUGAUGGUAGAGAUAGAUAUAUUCCGUAUGUUAAGACUAUUCCGAAGAAAACUGCUGUGAUUGGUACUAUUUGCCAUGAAUGUCAAGUAAUGCCAUCUAUGCAUGAUCCAAAUUAUAAUAAAAUUGUUGAACAAAGACGUAACAUUGUGAAAUAUAAUAAUAAGGAACGUAUUACUACAUUAGAUGAAACUGUUGGUGUAACGAUGUCGCAUACCGGUAUGUCUAUGAGAUCGGAUAACUCUAAUUUCUUAAAAGUUGGUAGAGAAAAGACAAAGAACAAUAUCAAAUCUAUUAGAAUGCCAAAGAAAGAAAUCUUGGAUUACUUAUUCAAGUUAUUUGAUGAAUAUGAUUAUUGGUCAUUAAAGGGUUUAAAAGAACGUACAAGACAACCUGAAGCUCAUUUGAAGGAAUGUUUAGAUAAGGUUGCCACCUUAGUGAAGAAAGGUCCCUAUGCCUUUAAGUAUACUCUGAGACCGGAAUAUAAAAAAUUAAAGGAAGAAGAAAGAAAGGCUACUUUAGGUGAAUUAGCUGAUGAUCAAGGUGCAGAUGGCCAGAACUCAGAUGGAAUGCUGGGAGAAGGCCAUGAAAAUCAAGAAGACCAAGAAGAAGAAGUCGAAAUGGAGGAUGUUAUAUGA
Molecule: messenger RNA, 1200 nt
Organism: Henningerozyma blattae CBS 6284
Lineage: Eukaryota; Fungi; Ascomycota; Saccharomycetes; Saccharomycetales; Saccharomycetaceae
Gene: TFG2
Product: transcription factor IIF subunit TFG2
Exons: 1
Coding region: 1-1200 (399 amino acids)
Biological process (GO): transcription initiation at RNA polymerase II promoter; transcription by RNA polymerase II
Cellular component (GO): transcription factor TFIIF complex
Source: RefSeq, a predicted model, not a curated record